Molecule: messenger RNA, 4985 nt
Organism: Astyanax mexicanus (Mexican tetra)
Lineage: Eukaryota; Metazoa; Chordata; Actinopteri; Characiformes; Acestrorhamphidae
Gene: slc26a2
Product: solute carrier family 26 member 2
Exons: 4
Coding region: 162-2258 (698 amino acids)
Biological process (GO): transmembrane transport
Cellular component (GO): membrane
Molecular function (GO): chloride transmembrane transporter activity; secondary active sulfate transmembrane transporter activity; bicarbonate transmembrane transporter activity
Source: RefSeq, a predicted model, not a curated record
UGAACCACGUGACCGUGGAGCUGUACGGUGGCUGUGAUGGCUGAGACUCCGCUGAUCAGCAGUUUGAGAGAGUCAGUAUACAGGAGGAGCGGAGAGACAUGAGGACAGCUCUGAGAGACCGGGGAGAAAGUUAGAAGGGGAGAGCUCUUGGUCAGUGCACUAUGGCUGCUGGUGAAGGCAACGGGGCUGCAGCGGAGGCUGGACCUGAGAGUGACCUUCACGUUCCCUUCAUCCUGGAGGAACGUCAGCGAGAGGAGGAACCUCUGAAGAAAGUGCUGAGUCAGAAGCUGAAAGAGCAGUGUUCCUGCAGCCCAACUCGAGCCAAAGCCCUGCUCUUCGACUCCAUACCCAUUCUGAAAUGGCUGCCUCGAUAUCAGAUCAAAGACUGGAUUAUAGGAGACAUGAUGUCCGGCGUCAUUGUGGGCAUUCUGCUGGUGCCCCAGUCCAUUGCCUACUCCCUGCUGGCAGGUCAGGAUCCAAUCUAUGGCCUCUACACAUCUUUCUUCUCCAGCAUCAUCUACGCUCUCCUGGGGACAUCCAGGCACAUCUCGGUGGGGAUCUUUGGAGUGCUGUGUCUGCUGGUGGGCCAGGUUGUGGACAGGGAGUUGGCUGUGGCUGGAUAUCUCACCGAUCUGCCGAGCAACAUGACGAGCCUGGAGAACAGCACUGCUCCCUACUGUGAUCGCAGCUGUUAUGCCAUUAUUGUAGGAGCCACCGUCACCUUCACAGCAGGAGUCUACCAGGUGUUAAUGGGUCUCCUUCAGGUUGGCUUUGUCUCAGUGUUCCUCUCGGACUCUCUCCUGAGUGGAUUUGCUACCGGUGCUUCUCUCACCAUCCUCACCUCACAGCUGAAGUAUCUAUUGGGGCUGAAGCUUCCCCGUGCCCAGGGCUGGGGCUCACUGAUCAAAACCUGGAUCAGUCUGCUGACGAACUUAGGCCAAACCAACAUCUGUGACCUCAUCACCAGCCUUAUCUGCCUUUUAGUGCUAAUACCCACCAAAGAGCUGAAUGACCGCUUUAAAUCCAAGCUUAAAGCACCCAUUCCGUUUGAGCUAUUCGUGGUCAUUAUUGCCACCCUGGCCUCUCACUUUGGCCAGUUUCAGGAGAAGUACGGAUCAGGGGUGGCAGGGGCCAUUCCCACAGGCUUCAUGCCUCCACAGCUGCCCGACUGGUCUCUCAUCCCCAAUGUAGCAGUUGAUGCCUUCUCUAUAGCCAUUGUGGGCUUUGCCAUCACUGUCUCUCUGUCUGAGAUGUUUGCAAAGAAGCACGGUUAUGUGGUGGACCCUAACCAGGAGAUGUACGCCAUCGGCUUCUGUAACAUCUUCCCGUCCUUUUUUCGCUGCUUCACCACAAGUGCUGCCUUAACCAAGACCCUGGUGAAGGAGUCUACUGGCUGCCAGACUCAAGUGUCUGGCCUGAUCACUGCACUGGUGCUGCUGUUGGUGCUGCUGGUCAUCGCUCCUCUAUUCUACUCGCUUCAGAAAUGUGUCCUGGCUGUCAUCAUCGUAGUGAACCUGCGUGGAGCUCUACGGAAGUUCCGGGAUGUUCCCCAGAUGUGGCGGACGAACCGAGUGGAUGCUACUAUCUGGCUGGUGACCAUGGCCACGUCAGCGCUGGUGAAUACUGAGCUGGGUCUUCUCGUGGGGGUGCUGGUGUCUGCCUUCUCUGUGCUGGGACGCACCCAGCGGGCUCAGGCAUUCAAGCUGGGACAAGCUGGAGACUAUGAGAUUUUUGAAGACCUGGCUUCAUACAAGGGCCUUCACACACAUCCUGGGGUGGCUGUGUUCCGCUAUGAAGCUCCAAUCUACUAUGCCAAUCAGACCCUGUUCAAGAAGUCUCUGUAUCGCAACGUGGGUCUGGACCCAGUGAAGGAGAAAGCCCGGCGCAAGAAGCUGGAGAAGCAGAAUAAGCAGAAAACACUGGAGGACGGGGUGAAGCAAGACCACGAGGCAUCAACGAAUAUGUUCCUUUCGCAGGGUCCUGCCUUUCAUACGCUGAUCAUAGACUGUAGUGCAGUGCUGUUUCUGGACACUGCGGGUGUUGGUGCACUGAAGGAGGUGCAUAAGGAUUAUAAGGAGUUGGGGGUGCGCUUGUUGUUGGCACAGUGUAAUACCUCAGUAAUAGAUUCUCUGCGGAGGGCUGGUUACUACGACCAUAAAACGGGUAGCCCAGAGAAUAUUUUUCAUACAAUCAGUGAUGCCGUCCGUUACUCCCAAAGCUUACUGUCACAGAAUGGAGACUGUGACACUUUUUGCUGAUAUGGAAAGAUGCUUUAAGCUCAGGGGCGGGCGAUAUAAUGAAAUUGAAUAUAUAUGAUACACAUCUUCAUAAUACACAGUGUGUAUUACAUCAAAUCUAAUGCGACAGCAAAGCUGUGGUGCCAACAAACACCAUAAAAUUGUAUUAAACAUACAAUAACUAAUUAUUUUAAAACCCAGCGACAGAAUGAAUCAGAGAGAAAGGUUAAACUGGUAUCAAGUCAGCUGUUUACAUGACUAAACUUAUUCAGAGUUGUUUGGACAGGAUUAUUUUUACAGGGCAUGAUUGGUAAAGUACCUGUUGCUGUACUGUAGAUUCUCACGUCAUUAAAUCCCGUCCCAGUGCGUCAUAUCAAUCUUUUUUACAUAGUGCAUUCUCCUGCAUCUGUAAAGAUCUGUAAAAUAACCUCAGAAUAUAUUAAUCCUAAGGAUCUGAUCAAACUGACAUGUGGAUAAAUAUUCCAUCAUAUGAACAGGAAAUCAUUUUUUACGCCUUUCUGAAGUAUAGAGGUGCUCAAGGUGGCCUUUUGUUUUGGUGUCUGAGGCAUAGACACUUUAAGUAAUUCAAGUCUGUGGCAAACCUCAGUCAAAUCCAGAAGACCUCCAUAUGUGUGUUUUUUGCAAUUAUUUAUCAGUAUGUGGCAUCAAAUCUAAAUAUUUUUUAUGGUGAAUUCACAGUACUGUAUAUCGCAAGGCAAUUCUCGACAGUACUUCACAGCAUCUGAUAUAUCAUGAGUGACGUAUGAUUGGCAUAUCAUCGUAUCAUGAGAUGCCCUGUGAUUCCCACCUCGAAUGAACACGCAGUGAUUAAUUUUCUGAAAAAAUUGAAUUAGAAUAAUUAGUGGGUUACACUUUAUCACUUUCGCGUAAAUCGUGUAGCCACUCUUCCCAUCUGAGUCAUUUAUGCAAAGAUGUCUUCUCUUUUCUCUACCUACCUAGAUGAAAAUAAUCCGUCCAAAUAGGCCUCAUCAUUGUACGGUAAAAAAAAGCACAAUUAUAUCAUGUUCGCAGUUAAUUUUUUUCGAUUUAUCUCAUUCGAUUUGACUAAUAUUUUAGAUAAUAUUCGAUGCCUUUAUUGUAAUCUGGAAGUAUUGAAUUCAUGCAGGCCCACCAAAAUACAGUGACAGAUACAAAAGAUGUAAUCUAAAUGUAUUUAUUUAUUAGUUUUUAUUUUAUUUUGAAGAAGUGUGCAAUCGGCCAACUUAAAGCCAUAUUCUGAUUUAAUGUAUUAUUUAUCACAAUACAACAAAUAACUCUAUAACAUAUCGCCCUCCCCUAACUGAACUGUUUACUAUAUUAUGGAGUCUAAUCCUUGUGCCUUACUGUGAUUUCAAAUUGACAAUCAAUUUAUAUGCACAGAUUAUUAUUUUUAUUUUUAUUUUUAAUAGCCUUUUCUUUGGCUAUUUUCAGUCUUAAAGUAUGUUUAACAAUGGAAGGAUGUAAUCUGGAUUUAAGUGCCUGAUUAUGUCUGUUCUCUGUAAAAACAGAGUUCUGGAGAAUGAUUGUGCUAUUGAUAACCAAACUGUUCACUGUUACAGAUCAAUUAGUUUUGUGUAUUUUACAGCACUUUGAAUUUGUAUGUUUAUUUAAAAGUACAGUUCUUUCCAUUUCAAGACUACAUAUCUCUCAGGGCUUGCACUAAUUUUUGCUGCUCAAGAAAAAAAACAAUAAAAGAAGAAUGUUACUGACCUUUAGAGAAGGAGAUCUCUGCACACAUCAUCCAGAUCAAAUCCAAAGAAUUCUGCCCAAAGAAUAUAGGAUGAUUUAUUAUUUAUAGCCAUAUUUAUAUGAUUAAUGAUCUGGCAUUAUUGUGUUAUUAGUAAAUGAGCAAAUUAAGGUUAUAUUUCUGGUUAUUCACAGCUAUUUAGUUGCUAUCUAUAAUAAGAAUAUAGGACAUUUCAAUCGUCCUUCAAUCGCGAUAAAAUAUGUGAUCCUUUUCCCCUGUAAUUGGAUUUAAAUCUUUAUAUUGUAUUUAAAAUGAAAUGACAUGUGUUUUUAAUAAUUGAGGAACUUAUUUUUACAUGUGUGUGAAUCCCAGCUAUUCAAGGGCUAUUUAUAAUAUGAGAUAAUAUAGGACAUUUCAGUGUGUCAAAAGUUAAAAAACGUCCCACACAUUUUCCCUGAAAUAAAUUAAAGCAUUAUAUCUUAUUUAAAAUGAUGUGUGACAUUUCCUAUGUACCAACUUUUUUAAUAUAUAUUGUGUAUGUUCUAUUUACAUCAGGCUCUGUAUUCAUUACCUGCCUUAAACACAUAAACAGGUUUCAAAUUGGAGUGAAAAGCUCUUUCACCUAGAUGCCAAAGCAGAAGCACGUGUUCAGUGUGCCUCUCCGACAGCAGGAGAUUAGGCCUCGGCACUGUAAUUGUGUUACAUUUAGGAUAAGACGUGAAUAACCAUUAUGCUGUGUAAACAGCAGUAAGUCAGGGGUUGUUUUUUGUGAGUUUACUGUGUCAACAAUGGAAAGGAAUGGAGAAAGUUUUUUUUUUUCCUGUUUGUUUCUUUUCUCCAGGAUUUGUUACUAAGGUGGGGGUUAGAUUACAGGCUGCGUGGCAUUUACGAGGACUUGUUGGACAGGUCUUAAACUGUAGGCAGUCAUGUGACCACGAACAGUGGACUCGCGUCUGUCUGUGAUCACCUACCACAAAAAGAACACACAGAUUUUGCAACUAUUGGCAAAAUGCCACUGUUCUGGCAGCUGUAUAAGAAAUGGGUUGUGCUCUAGGCAUAUA